UUCAGUCGAGCCAUUUUAACGUCUUUCUUCAACUUAAUUCCUGCCGCCCCCACGCAUAAAAUGUCUCCUAAAAAUAAUUUAACCGUUGUUGAAGCGAAAGCUUCUUCCAGCGACGCGCCGGUGCUUGGAAAAAAGGGUCCUGUAACUUUACGCGUUAAGUCCGCACAUCCUGCAACCAACUUAAUGGUGAGAGAGGCGAUAAAAACACUGGACUCCAGAAAUGGGGUUUCGUUACAGGCCAUCCACAACUUCAUCAAGCUCAACUACCCGUCCACGGACAGCGUCCGGCGCAAUUACUUUGUCUGCAGAGCCAUCAAGAAAGGUCUGGAAACGGGCGAGUUGGUGAGGCCGGCCAACGCCGUCGUCACUGUAGGCGCAAAGGGCAGAUUUCGGCUCGCACCAAAGGCCAAAGAGGUCAAAGGUAAAAAAGAAAAUGAGGAUCCAAAUGUGCAAGAAACCCCAAAGGAGGAAAACAAGAAGACAAAAACUGCUAAUGGCGCUGCAAAGAAAUCUGAUGCUGCAAAUGAACCAAAGAAAGAGGAGGUAAAGGUUCCCGAAAAGUCGAAAGAUGACGUGCCUCUGUCCUCAAAAGUGGCGCCAGCCAAGAAGCCCAAAUCUAACAAAGCUAAAGACGAAGAUGAAGAGGUUGUGUCUGGCAAGACCAAAGCUAAGCUCAAGGGGGCCAAGUUGAAGGAAGCCAAGGAGCCCAAGAACACCAAGGAGCAUAAGCUUAAUUUAGUUACUAAGAAGGCUCAGCAGCGGCUACACUUCCUGAGUGUCCUAAAGAAGUACAACCUGGACUCCAACCUGCUGCUGACCUUCUACCGCUCAGCCAUUGAGAGCAUGCUGACAUACUGCAUCACAGCAUGGUACGGCAGCUGCACCGCUGCAGACAUGGAGAGGCUCCAGAGAGUGAUAAAGGCAGCACAGCGGAUCAUCGGCUGCCCUCUCGCCUCUCUGAUAGACAUUCACACCUCCCGCUGCCUCAGCAGAGCUACCAUCAUUAUCAAGGACAGCUCCCACCCUGGCUUUGCCCUGUUUGACCUGCUGCCCUCAGGAAGGCGCUACAGGGUCAUCAGGUCUAAGACAGUGUUUUCCCUAAAGCCAUAA
Messenger RNA from Nerophis lumbriciformis (worm pipefish), 1110 nucleotides. Its product is annotated as protein B4-like. The record is from RefSeq and is a predicted model, not a curated record. NCBI's taxonomy places the organism in Eukaryota, Metazoa, Chordata, Actinopteri, Syngnathiformes, Syngnathidae. Gene Ontology annotation, biological process: chromosome condensation; nucleosome assembly; negative regulation of DNA recombination. Gene Ontology annotation, cellular component: nucleus; nucleosome. Gene Ontology annotation, molecular function: double-stranded DNA binding; nucleosomal DNA binding.